Molecule: messenger RNA, 963 nt
Organism: Acytostelium subglobosum LB1
Lineage: Eukaryota; Evosea; Eumycetozoa; Acytosteliales; Acytosteliaceae
Exons: 3
Cellular component (GO): plasma membrane
Source: RefSeq, a predicted model, not a curated record
AUGGACGAAAGAUCACAACAUCAUGCAUCUUUAUACUCUGAGGAGAGUAUAAAGAGUGAUCUCUUGGAAUGGGAGGCUAAAUACUCUAGCACCGAUAGGACUGCCAAGAUGUUGGCUCAACUACAAGAAACUCAUUCAACUGGUGUGGAUACUCUAAUGAAGCUAGGUGAACAAGGUGAACAAAUGGAUCGUGUAGAAAGGUUAACAAAUGAACAGGAACAACAUGUUAAAGGAUUGGGAAAGUAUAAGAAGUUCCAUAAAUAUAUGAAGAAGUUGUCAAAGAAGGAUAAAUAUAAGGAGGAGAAACCAAAGGCUAAAGAGAUACAUCAUGAGUUGAAUGUAGUAGAGGCAAGACAUCAUGCCAAUGAUGUGAUUAUGAAGAAGAGAGAGCAGGAUAGGUUGUUGGAGAUGGAGCAGAAGAAGGCUUUAUAUAAUACACCAAACUUGGAAAAGACAGAUGACCGUCAGGGUAUUAGUUCUAAACUAUGGAGAAAGUCAAGUGAUAUCAAACAACAAGCGGAACAAUCAAUGGAACGCAGUAAACCUAUUGAACAACAGAAUGAGGAGGAUCUACGUGACAAUGUCUACAUCAAGAAUGCCAACUGGAUAAAGGUGGAGGAUGAACACUUGGACCAGAUGAACCUCAUCCUGGCUGACAUGAAGAAUGUAGCCAUUGCCACACACACCGAGGUCCAGAGACAAUCCAUUAAACUGGACGAUAUAGAUCAAUCAAUGGACAGAGGCAAUCAUUUUGAGCUCAGGAGGAAGUCGUCCAGACAGGUAGAGCGUGAGAAGAAGAAAGGAAUCAAGGAGGAAGAGAAGAGGAUUGAUGAUGCCAACAGGAAGAAAGCCAUUGUAGAUGCUAAAGUAGAGAAGGAAAUUGGUCACAAACCACUCUACAAGAGCAAGUACCUUGGACGUCACGAGAAAGAGAGUGGCAACACAAGUGUCAAUCCAUUCCUG